AUGGGGGAAUACUUGCCCGUCAUACUGGUGAUGCAUAUCCUCUGGAGCUGCGCAGAGACCAAGGAACAGCAGACGCUCCCACCCCUGCAGUUCACACAACCUCAUUACAAUGUCACCAUAUUCGAGAACUCCGCUGUUAAGACGUACGCCGAGGCCCCUCCAAAAAUGGGCAUAUAUUUGAGAGACCGGGCUUGGGACAUUCGAUAUAAAAUAGACUCUGGAGACAGCGAGAGUAUGUUCAAAGCGGAUGAGUUUCUGCUGGGGGACUUCAGCUUUCUGCGCAUACGGACUAAAGGAGGCAGCUCGUCCACCCUGAACCGGGAGAUCAAAGACCGCUACGAGCUCACGGUGACGGCCCACGAGAGGCUGAGUCGCGGCGAGGCUCAAACGCGAGUGACCGUCGUCGUCCUCGACGCCAACGACCUCCGGCCGCUCUUCUCGCCGACCUCCUACAGCAUCUCCGUCCCCGAGAACGCGGCCCUGAGGACGAGCGUGGGCACGGUGGCGGCGACGGACGCCGACAUCGGCACCAACGGGCGGCACUACUUCAGCUUCAGGCAGUGGACGGACGUCUUCGCCGUCCACCCCACCAGCGGCGUCAUCACCCUGACGGGCCAGCUGGACUACAGCGAGGCCAGGCUGUACGAGCUGGACGUCCUGGCCGAGGACUGGGGCCUGAAGCUCUACGGCGGCAUCGGUGGCACCGGCGCUGGGGUCAGUGGUGGUGGUGGUGGCGGCGGCGGUGGUGGGGGCAGCAGCAGUAGCAGCAGCAGCAGUGUGGCUAAGCUAACCGUCCACGUGCUGCCCGCCAACGAGCAGACGCCCGUCAUCACGGCCGUCCCCGUCACUCCCUGGACCCUGGCGCAGGACCUCACGUACGCCGUGGUGACGGUGGACGACGGCGACCCGGGGCUGAACGGCGAGAUCGCCUCGCUGGCCGUGGUGGCCGGCGACCCGCUCCAGCUGUUCAAAGUCGUGCGCUCGGGCCCGGGCAGCAAGGAGUUCAAGAUCAAGGCCGUGAAGGAGGUGGAGUGGGAGGGUCGCCCGUUCGGCUACAACCUGACCCUGCAGGCGCAGGACCGGGGCAGCCCGCCCAAGUUCUCCUCCGUCAAAGUCGUGAGGCUCCAGCCCCCUCAGCGCUACGCGGACCCGCCCGAGUUCGAGAGACCUCUCUACGCGGUCAGGCUGAGCGAAUUCGCGCCUCCCCACACGUCUGUGAUACGGGUGAGAGCUCAGCCCAAAAGCCCUCUCAUUAGGUACUCACUAAAGCCCAGAGCUCACCAGCCACUGGGUCCCUUCACCAUCAACCCUCACACGGGGCUGAUAACGACGACGCAGACGGUGCAAGCCGAUCAUAUCAGCAAAUAUGAAUUCGAAGUCGUCGCCGGUGACGGACAGGCCGCCACCAAGGUGGUCGUUGAGGUGAUUGAUGAAAAUAACAAGGCUCCGAAAUUCGCUCAGCCGGUGUACACCGUGAGUGUUAACGAGCACGUUCCGCUCGGGACCAGCGUCCUGACCGUGAGCGCGAGCGACGCCGACGAAGGCGAGAACGGCUACGUGACCUACACCGUCGCCAACGUGACACCGCAGCCUUUCCACGUCGACUAUUUCACGGGCGUCAUCACCACCACCGAGGAGCUGGACUACGAGCUCAUGCUGCACCGCCUCUUCAGCCUGCGAGUGCGGGCGUCCGACUGGGGCUCGCCUUUCCGCCGAGAGGCCGAGGCGACCGUUUCAAUUACGCUGAACAACUUGAACGACAAUGCGCCAUUGUUCGAGAACGUGGACUGUCAGCUCACCGUGCCAAGAUCCUUCAGCGUCGACGAGAUGAUAGCCGUCGUCUCCGCCAUCGACAUGGAUGACUUGGGUGUAGUGCAGUAUGAAAUUAAAGCCGGGAACACGAUGGGGCUCUUUGGCCUCCACCCAGAGUCGGGCAUACUGUCACUUAAAAAGCCAUUAGACUCUGGCGCGGCGGCGAAAAUGACUUUGCACGCUUUGGAAAUAGCCGCCAACGACGGCGAGAACUCGAGCCCUCCGCUGUUCAUGAAUAUCACGGUCGCGACAGGUGCGGAGCGGGUCAGCUCCAAGUGCGUCGACACCGGCGCCGCCAGGGACCUGGCGGGGCGGCUGCUCUUCGGAAGCGCGAACCGUCGGGGAGAGCCGGAGGAGUCGUACACAGAUGUUAAUUUGGUUAAUCAACAUCCUCCGCGGCUGGCGGCGCCUCCUAAUUUACUCGAGGUGAAGGAGGAUGUGGAAGUCGGAACAGAGAUUCUUCAGUUGAGGGCGACAGAUGCCGAUAGUGGCUUCAACGGGAAACUGUUUUUUGUCAUUUCAGGAGGGAAUCUCGAGAGUUGUUUCUCCAUAGACACAGACACAGGCAGACUUGUUGUAGAUGAACCUCUGGACAGAGAAACCACAGACCAGCACACUCUAAACAUCACUGUUUAUGAUUUGGGAUCACCGCAAAUGUCUGUGUCACAUAUUCUUAAAAUUGAAGUGCUAGAUGCCAACGAUAAUAGCCCUCAGUUUCAGCAACGGGAGUACUCCAUUGAAAUAAGCGAAGACACAGCCGUGGGGACAGACAUUAUUCAGCUACAAGCGACAGAUAAAGAUCUGGGAGCGAACGGGGAGGUCAAAUACAGUUUCCUGACUCAGACAGAGCAGUUCCGCAUCAAUGAGAAAACAGGCAUCGUAACAGUGAAGAGCCUGUUGGAUAGAGAAGCCCACGCGUCCUUUACUCUCAAGGUCGCCGCCCGCGAUGGGGCUACGGACGAGCCCGAGCUUAUUUCGACAGUGAUACUCAGAGUGACGCUCGAAGACGUCAACGACAAUCCGCCCGUGUUUUCGCACCGGCUGUAUCGCGCCAGGGUCGCCGAGGACCUCCCGGUCGGGUCGGUCGUGGCCUGGCUGGAGGCGCACGACCCCGAUACGGGCCUCGGGGGUCAGGUGCGCUACAGCCUGGUGGAGGACGGAGACGGGGCCUUCCAGGUGGACAAAGUCAGCGGGGCGCUGAGGAUCUGGCGAAAUUUGGAUUUCGAAAAGAGACAGGUGUACAACCUGACCGUCCGAGCGCGGGACAAAGGCAAGCCGGAGUCCCUGACGUCCGUGUGCCACGUCGUGAUGGAAGUCGUUGACGUCAACGAGAACGUAAACCGGCCUGCCUUUCCUUUUUUCACCAACUCGGCGUACGUGAGCGAGGACGCCCCGGUUGGAACCACAGUCCUAAAGGUUAUGGCAGCAGACAAAGACCCAGGUAGAGAUGGAGACGUCAGGUACACCAUACGGGAUGGGUCGGGCCUGGGAGUGUUCGCCAUUAAUGAGGAGACUGGUGUUAUAUUCACACAAGAGACGCUCGAUCGCGAAACCACAGGUCAGUACUGGCUAAAUGUAUAUGCCACUGACCAAGGAGUCGUCCCCCAGUCGUCCUCUGUGGAAGUGUAUAUUGAGGUCAGGGACAUCAACGACAAUGUUCCACAGACCUCGGAGCCCAUCUACUACCCCUCCGUCCAAGAGAAUUCUCCAAAGGACACAUCCAUCAUCCAGAUUGAGGCCUUUGACCCUGAUACUGGGGGGAAGAAUGACAAGCUGGCCUACAGGAUAACCAGUGGGAAUCCCCAAGGAUUUUUUGUCAUUGACCCCAAGACAGGAUUGGUGAAGACAACAUCCCGUAAAUUAGACAGAGAAAAACAGGAGGAACAUACUCUCCAGAUCACUAUCACUGACAGCGGCACUCCGACUAAGUCUGCUAGCGUCAGAGUGAUCGUGAACGUGCUGGAUGAGAAUGACAACAGUCCGCAGUUCCUGGAGAAGGUCUACAGAAUCAAGCUUCCGCAACGAAGCAGGACGCUGUACAGAGAGCCGGUGUACAGGGUGCUCGCCUCCGACCACGACAGAAGCCAAAACGCUGAGAUUUCCUACGCCAUCGAGGACGGCAACAAGCAAGGGAAGUUCUUCAUCGACCCCAGGUCCGGGCGGGUGUCCACCAGAGAGGCUUUUUCGGCAGGAGAAUACAAUGUCCUCACGAUAAGGGCCGUGGACAACGGCCGGCCGCAGAGGUCGUCCACCUGCCGUCUGCACGUCGAGUGGAUCCCCGCGCCCAAAGUGCCGGCUCAGGCCCUGGCGCUGGACGAGGAGACGCCGGCGGCGUUUACGGUCAUGGAGUCGGACAAAGUGGGUCACAUGGUGGGGGUCAUCCGCACCGUGCCCACCGACUCCCCCGUCUGGUUUACAAUUAAAGGAGACGUAGAUGCAAAAGAUGUUUUUCAAAUCGUUCAGAUGGCCUCUGACCUGAAUGGUACAGCAGAAGGUGGAAAGUAUGACAGCAGGUUUGAUGUCAACAAGGGCAGUGGAACCCUCAUCGUAGCAGGACCGCUUGAUGCUGAACAAAAGUCAAGUUACAACUUGACCAUAGAAGCCACAGAUGGAACCAGGAGCUUAUCUACACAGGUUGUAAUUGAAGUGAUUGACACAAACGAACACCGGCCUCAGUUUUCCCAGGCGGUGUACGAGAUCAGCAUCCCAGAAGAGACGCAGCCCGGCGCUAAGAUCCUGGAGAUCCUCGCCACCGACAAAGACCUGAAGAGCAAAUUAUCUUACACCCUCCUGAGCAGCACCGACCCCCUCAGCCUGCAGAAGUUUCGCCUCGACCCAGGAACCGGCUACUUGUACACCACCGAGCCUCUGGACCACGAAGUCAUGAAAAGACACACACUCACUGUGAUGGUACGGGACCAAGACAUUCCGGUGAAGCGCAAUUUGGUGCGGGUGAUAGUCAAUGUGGAGGACAACAAUGACAACGCCCCCUCCUUCACGAGCCCUCGGUACACUGCCCGUGUGUUAGAGACAGCUGCCAUAGGUACCGUGGUGGCACAGGUGACCGCCGUUGACAAGGACAAAGGGGCGAACGCAGAGCUGCUCUACAGCAUAGACUCAGGGAAUGAAGCCAACACAUUUGCCAUUGAUGUGUUUUCUGGAAUGAUUACCGUCACCAAGGAACUCGACAGCAGCAGUGAGAGCCAGUUUGUGCUAACCAUCAAAGCCUUCGACCAGGGGGAGCCUCUUCAGAGCGCUGAAACAACGGUCCACAUUUCUGUCACCAUCUCUGAUAACGCCAAGCCGAAAUUUGCCCUUGAAGAAAUCUCAGCAGAAAUCAGCGAAGCCGCUCCAGUCGGGAGUUUGGUGACUUUGGUCGAGGCCUUCAGUCAAUCAUCAGUCUUCUACCAGAUCAAAGAAGGAAACACUGACUCUGCCUUCGUUAUAAAUCCAAACUCGGGUGCCAUUGUCACACUAAAGCCUUUAGACUACGAGACUAAAUCGUCAUACAAAUUAAUUGUGCAAGGUACAAACAUGGCUGGGUUAGAAAGCACCGUGACAGUUUUUGUUCACAUUAAGGAUGAAAACGACAAUGCCCCAUUCUUCACAAAAGCUGAAUUCUUUGGAACGAUCAGUGAGUCGGCUGCAAUAAAAAGCUUAGUCUUAACUGACGAAAACUCCCCCCUGGUCAUCCAAGCCACUGACAUGGACACAGACCUGAACGCCAGACUCGUGUAUGAGAUCGUCGAGCCAGACGCACGCAAUUACUUUGCCCUCGAUUCCAGCACAGGUGCCUUUCAGACAGCAUCAGAGCUCGACUACGAGCAGAGGACCACUUUCCAAUUUACCGUGCAGGCCCACGAUACUGGCACCCCCCGGUUAUUUACCAGCAGUGCUGCCAGAGUAACCAUCCAAGUCAUUGAUGCUAAUGACUGCUCGCCUAAAUUCAGCCAGGACUUAUAUGAGGCGACUCUCCUUCUGCCAGCAUACAACGGGGUAAGAGUUACAGCGGUGAAUGCAACAGACAAUGACUCGCAGGGCAAUGCCAAGCUGCUUUUCUCCAUUUCAGAUGGCAAUGUCGGAGACAAAUUCAGAAUUGAUGCUGUUUCUGGUGGCAUCUUUGUCCAGAAUGCUAGCCAGCUUCGCAGCAGGUACAGACUCACUGUGAGGGUGUCUGAUGGCCGAUGGCAGAGCACGUCGGUGGUGAAAGUUGCGGUGAAGGAGAACAAAGACCCGAACUUGCAGUUCACCCAAAAAAUAUAUACAGCUGUUGUGCGAGAGAACUCCUCAGAGAGGAAAACCCUCGCCAUAGUCUCCAUGGUGGGGAGGAAGACUAACGAGCCUCUCUUUUACACCAUUCUCAACCAAGAUGGCCACUUUGAAAUAGGUCAAACCUCAGGGGUCCUCUUUACAACUGGAAAACCGCUUGACCGAGAGGAACAGGACAUGUAUGAGGUUGUGGUUGGUGUUACAAGAGAGCCAAAGUCGCCCAAGGUCGUUUCCCAUGUUCUGGUCAGAGUCACAAUUGAGGACGUUAAUGAUAAUCCACCGGUGUUUGUGAACUUGCCCUAUCAUGCCCUAGUUCAGAUAGACACCGAAGUGGGCCAAAUUAUUAGACAGAUGUCUGCUGUCGACCAGGACGCGGGCAGAAAUGCGGAGGUCAAAUACCUCCUGAAUGAGCACAAGUAUUUUCAGAUGUCCUCCUCAGGAGACAUCACUCUUAAGAGGCCUUUUGAUCCAGAGACCCUAAACACAAAGUUUGUUCUAAGUGUGGUCGCGCAAGAUGGAGGGGAGCCUGCUCUGUCCUCCACAGUUGAGGUGGAAGUGACGGUCCUAAACAAGGCCGCCCCCAUUUUUGAAAAGCCCUUCUACAACAUUGAAAUAUCCGAGAGCACCCCGCCACACACAUCCAUUAUGCAAGUUCAGGUGAACGGUUUGAAUGGCCCCAGAGCUGUGUACAGCAUCUUUGAAGGGGAUCCUCUCAAUCAUUUCUCCAUUAACUUCAAUUCGGGGGUCAUCAGCGUCAUUCAGACUCUGGAUUACGAGGUCCAUCCUGCUUAUAAAUUGAGAGUGAGAGCCACAGAUGCCGUGACUGGCUCUCAUUCAGAGGUUUUUAUCGACAUCAUAUUGCUGGAUGUCAACGACAAUGCCCCAGUGUUUGAAAUGGAUGCCUACAAAGUCCCCCUCCCUGAGUCGGUUGUGAUUGGCGCUUCAGUGCACCAAGUGAAGGCCAUAGAUGCUGAUUUUGGGAGCAAUAAAAUGGUCUCGUACGAGCUGUUGGAGCCUGAGGGCUCCGUCUCUCCUUUUUUCCAGAUUGACUUGGACACAGGGGUCAUCUCCACCACCGGCCUUUUAGACUAUGAAACAAACCCGCAACACACUCUCAGAGUAAGGGCUGUGGACAGAGGCACCCCUGCCUUGACCAGCGAGGUUUCAUUGAUCAUCGACGUGGCGGACGUCAACGACAACCCGCCCACGUUCACACAAGGCUCCUACGACGUCGCCGUCAGUGAGCUGGCCACUCGCGGCCACUUUGUUUUAAGUGUCCAAGCGGCCGACGCCGACGUCUCGGACGCCGGCAAGCUGGAGUACUUUUUCCUGUCGGGCAACGAGCGCGGACACUUCGCUCUGAAUAAAAAGACCGGCGAAAUAGUGAUGUCGAAUCAGCGCAGGAGUGGCACGGAGCUCUCGUACGGCAUAAACGUGCUGGUGACGGACGGCGUUUUCAGAAGCUCUGCUGAGGUGAACAUCAAAGUGAUCCGCGAAAACUCACACAGCCCGGCUUUCGCCCAGAGCCUGUACGCCGUCGAGCUCCCGGAGAAUUCCCCCGUCGGCACGCUGGUCACGGACGUCAAAGUCACAGACAGAGACGAAGGGUUGAACGGACAAGUGAAAUAUUCCAUAGUCAACGAGGUCGCGCGAGAUAAGUUUGUCAUUGAUGCCGAUGGGCAGAUUUACACUUUAGAGGGCUUCGAUAGAGAAAGCAGCCUUGAGAAAGCAAUGGCUAUAAAUGUGAUGGCAAAAGAUGGCGGUGGCAAAGUUGGAUUUUGCACUGUGAGCGUGAUCAUCACAGACGUGAAUGACAACACCCCUCAGUUUGUUGUGUCUGAGUACAACGUGUCAGUUCCUUGGGAUAGCCCUACGGGGAUGUCCAUCGUCAAAAUAACCGCUAUGGACGUGGAUGAGGGAAUCAAUGCUGACAUUCUGUAUGAGAUUGACUCGGAGGUGCGUCACUUUGACAUACACCCCCAGAGUGGUGUCAUCACUGUAAAGCAAAGCCUGUUUGGUUUCGAGAAUUAUCUCUACACUCUCUACGUGAAGGCCAGGGAUUCCGGAACGCCGCAGAAGCACUCGUUCAUUCCCGUUAACAUCGUGGUGGUGCCGUCGCACGUGUCCGUCCUGGAGUUCCUGAAGCCGUCCUUGCAGCUGACGAUCGCAGAGGACCUUCCUGUCGGGACCGAGAUGGACGUGAUCCAGGCCGAGGGCGGCGAUCGGUCAGUGACGUACAGCCUCGUGAGAGGCAACAUCGCCGAGAGCAACCGAGACGAUGUCUUUGUCAUCGACAGUGCCACCGGAGUGCUGAAACUAGCAAAACGUCUCGAUUACGAAAGCACGCCUUGGUAUGGCCUCACGGUGCAGGCGAAUAGACUCCAGGAGGGUAUGGAGAUCUUGUCCUUGAUGGAGGUGACCGUCGAGCUGAAGGACGUGAACGACAACAGCCCCCAGUUUGAUUCUGACCCUUACGAGUCCUACGUGGUCGAGAACUCUCCCAGGCAGACGUCGGUCAUCCAGGUUCGGGCCUUCGACCUGGACACGGGAACGAACGGCCAGGUGACGUACAGCCUGGACGAGACCCAGGAGUGGCCCGAGGUCCUGGAGCUGUUCGCCGUGGAGGAGACAACGGGCUGGCUCGUCACACUGAAGGAGCUGGACCGCGAGCGGAGAGAGAGGUACACCGUGUCGGUCGUCGCCUCGGACCAGGGCAAGGAGCAGCGGAUGGUGGCCACGGCUGCGGUGGAGGUGACCGUGGUGGACGUCAACGACAACCCGCCGCGCUUCGCCGAGGAGGUCUUCAGGGCCGCGGUGAGGGAAGACGACUCGGCGGCCGCAGUGGUUGCCGUGUUCAACAUCGCCGACGCAGACAGUGAGGAGACAAACCGGCAAAUCAGCUGCUACAUCACAGGUGGGGACCCUGUAGGGCACUUUGGCAUUGAACAGAGUCAUGGUGAGUGGCGACUGACUGUGAGGAAACCUCUGGACAGGGAGAAGAGGGACAAUUACCUCUUAAACCUCACAGCCACAGAUGGCACCCAUUUGGCCCGGGCAGCUGUGGACAUCAAAGUCCUGGACGCCAACGACAACAGGCCGGUGUGCGGGAAGAGUGUGUACGCUGGAACGGUUCCUGAGGACGCGCCGGCUGGGCUGCUCAUCUUACAGGUGUCGGCCACCGAUGCGGACGUCCAUGCCAACGCUGAGAUAACCUACCAGCUGUCUGGAGAUGGGGCCCAACGCUUCAGCCUGCAUCCCACCACAGGUGAGCUGAGAACUCUCCUGCCCUUGGACCGCGAGAAGAGGCAAGCGUUUGAGCUCACAGCGCUAGCACAAGAUGGAGGGGGUCUCUCCUGCCAGGUCGCCGUGGAGAUAGCCGUGGCCGACGUUAAUGACAACCCGCCGCGGUUCACACCGGAUGCCCAUCACUUCAGCGUGGCGGAGAACACGGAGCCGGGCACCUACGUGGCCCAGAUGCAGGCCGUGGACCUGGACACUGGGAUGAAUGGCAAAGUCCUGUAUUCGUUUGAGGACUCGGCCGGAGGCCUGUUUUCCAUCCAGGAACGUUCUGGAAUCAUAAGUCUGGAGAGGUCCCUUGACCCCAGUGUCCAGUCCACCUACACGCUCCGAGUGCGUGCCACUGACCAGGGCUCUCCCCGUCAGCUGUCCUCGCUCAGCACGGCGUCCGUCACCGUCCGCUCCGCCGCCGACAUCCCGCCCGCGUUCCAGCUGCGGGAGUACGUGGCGACCGUCCCCGAGGACGUCUCCGCGGGAACGCAGAUCCUCCGCGUCUUCGCCAGCGGCGGUGGCGGCAGCGGGGACUCUGGCGCGCGGCCCGGCGAGAUCGCCUACUCCAUCACCGGCGGCAACGAGCAGGGCGCGUUCAGCAUCAACUCUCGCACGGGCGACAUCUUCGUGAUCGAGAGUCUGGAUUACGAAUCCUCCCACGAGCACUUCCUGACGGUGGAGGCCAAAGUGGACGGGAGGGAGCCGCUAAGUGACAUCGCCUCCGUUCAGGUCAACGUGACGGACGUCAACGACAACAGCCCCGUCUUCAGCCAGGGGGUGUACUCGGCGGUGGUCAGCGAGGACGCCAAGCCAGGGAGCACUGUGGUGACCAUCACGGCGAGCGACACUGAUGGGCCCGCCAACAACCGCGUCCGCUUCUCCAUCAUCGGCGGCAAUCAGGGGAGUCCGUUCAUCAUCGACGCCGUUAGCGGGGAGCUGCACGUGGCGCGGGCGCUAGACAGAGAGCAGAUAUCGGAGUACACACUGACCGUCCUGGCCUCUGACAGCGGCAGUCCGUCCAGAUCCAGCAGCACGGCGAUCACCAUCGACGUGUCGGAUGCCAACGACAAUCCACCCGUCUUCACCCGGGCAAACUACAGCCUUGUCAUCCAGGAAAGCGUUCCCGUAGCCAGCAGUAUCCUACAGCUCCAGGUCACCGACGGAGACGCCCCUCACAAUGGAGCCCCCUUCACCUUCUCCAUCGUGCGUGGCGACGAGAGGGGCGCCUUCCGGAUGGAUCCGCGAGGAACGCUCACCACGCGCACUCCGCUCAGCCACAGAACUCAGGAGAACUAUCUGCUGCGCGUGAAGGUGUCAGACAGUGGCAAGCCUUCCCUGGCCGCGACCACGGUGAUCAGCAUCAGAGUCGUGGAGCAGAGUCGGCACCCCCCGGUCGUCCUGCCCCUGGAGGUCAUCGUCUACACGCCCAGGGACGAGUUCCCCGGCGGCUACCUGGGCAAGGUCCACGCCACCGACAACGACCCUUACGACACGCUCUCGUACAGCCUUCCUCCUACCGAUGCUUCCACCUCCUCCUCCUCCUCCUCCUCUUCCUCCUCCUCCUCUCCACAAGAGCUCUUCUCCGUGUCCCCCACAGACGGACGGCUGCGGGCCACUCGAGGCCUGGACGCGGGCCUCUACCCGCUCAACGUAUCCGUCAGCGACGGGCGCUUCUCGGCGUCGGCCGCCGUCAACGUGCACGUGCGCCGGGCCACGCGGCGCAUGCUGGAGCGCGCCGUCGUCGUGCGCGUCUCGCCCGCGACCCCCGAGCAGUUCCUCGCCGACCACUGGCGGAACGUCCAGAGGGCCGUGCGGAACGCGGCCGGCGCCCGCCGCGGCGACAUCCACCUCCUCAGCCUCCAGGCCGCGGAACCGAGCCCGGGGGCCGCCCCGAAGCGGAACCUGGACGUGCUCUUGUCCGUGGAGGUGCGCGCAGCACCAGCAGCAGCACCCGCAGGCGCUCAAGCGGGCCUACAGGGGGCACUGGUGCACAAGAUAAACGCCUCUCUGGCCUCCCUCCGCCAGACGAGCGGCCUGCGUGUGGCCCACGUGCUCACGAGCCCCUGCGCUCUCCUGCGGGACUGUCCGGUCGCGUUCUGCCGAGAGGUGGCCGUGCUGGACCAGGACGCCGUGUCCACUCACAGCAGCUCGAGGCUGAGCUUCGUCUCUCCUCGCCACCGCAUGUCCGCCAUAUGUCUGUGCAAAGAUGGAAAAUGUCCAAAGCCAAACAACCCAUGCGAAGACAACCCGUGCCCAGAUGGAUUUCAGUGUGUACCUGCUGAAAAAGAAGAUAAAUACAGUUGCCUGUGUGAAAGCGGUAAAAAGGGAAAUUGCUCAGGGGGGCCAGCGUUGACACUGCUUGAGAACAGUUUUAUUAAGUACCGCCUGCCAGAAGACAUGAGUAAAGAGGAACUGAAGCUCUCUCUCAGACUGAGAACCUUCUCCAAUCAUGGAACCAUCAUGUUUGCUAAAGGGCAUUAUUACAGUGUCCUUGAGAUUGUGGACGGCAGACUGGAGUACCAGUUUGACUGUGGCUCUGGCCAGGCGGCCGUAUCCGUUCACAGCAUCCAGGUGAACGACGGCCAGUGGCACAGCGUUUGGCUCGGGGUGCAGGGCAACCGCGCCAAGCUCGUCCUGGACCACGUCCACAGCGCCUCCGGCAUCGCUCCCGGCGACGACUGCUCCCUCCACCUCCGCGACGCCGUCUUCCUCGGCGGGCACACGCACCUCCUCAGCCUCCGUCCCCGGCGGAGUUUGCCCGGCGCGGGCAGCGGCGGCGGCCUGCGCGGCUGCAUCGACUCCGUCUUGGUGAACGGUCAGCCGCUGUCGCUCGCCGGGCAGCCGCCCUCCGGCGCCUCCCUGGUGGAGAACAUGGUUGGCGUCCUGCCAGGCUGCGCCAUGUUCUCGGUGGACGACUGCUCCAACAACCCGUGCCUGAACGGAGGGAGGUGCGCGCUCAAGCCUAACGGAGGCUAUUACUGCCAGUGUGGAGCCAUGUUUAUGGGGGCGCACUGUGAAGCCAGACUCAGCGCCUGUGCCUCCAAUCCCUGUCUCUACGGCGGAACCUGCGUGGACAACAACAACAGUGACUUCUACUGCCAGUGCAGGGGCCAGUACUCUGGACAACGGUGUCAGAUCGGGCCCUACUGUGCGAGCAGCCCCUGCCAUAAUGGCGGACACUGCAUCGAGAGCCUUGAUGGGGCCGUGUGUGAGUGUCCCACGGGCUUCACAGGUGACAGGUGCCAAAUUGACGUGGACGAGUGCAAGAAGGAGCCCUGCGUCAACGGCGGGCGCUGCGUGAACACGCACGGCUUCUUCCGCUGCGUCUGCGGGCCGGGCUUCGCCGGCGUGCUCUGCGAGGUCCACGGCGAGCUGCGGCACAAGCUCCCCUCGUCCCCCUCCUGGGCCAUGGGCCUGGAGGAGAUCCUGGGCAGCGUCCUGGUCUUCGUCUGCGUCUUCCUCGUCCUGCUGCUGUUCGCCGGCUGCUGGAGGUCCGGCUGCCCCCUGGGGAGGAGGAGGAGGACGAGGAGGAGGAAGAGCGUGGAGGAAGAGGAGGAGGACGACGCGGGCGACGGGCGCAAGGAGGCCCGGACGUUCCUGCAGAGGUCCUACCCGGACGCCGGGCCCGCCAGGGUGACCUUCGCCGCCGCCCCUCCGCAAGUUCCCGUCAGGCCCGCCGCCUACGCCCGAGGCGACGGCUCCCGCCGGGGCUCGGACGCGGCGCCGGACUACUUUGAGUCGAGCGUGUUCCACCAGGACCCGCCGCCGGCGCGCAGCAGGGGGGAGCGCAAAGCGGUGGCGGUGUGCAGCGUCGCCCCCCACCUGCCCUCCCGCCGCUCCCCCGUCUCGCCCGCGGACGGAGACUCCUUCCACAAGCCCACCUGGGACUACGAGGAUGACGCUGAGCCCUUUAUGAAGAAGAGGUCCCGUUCUCGUGGUUUUAACACACCAGAGCUCUGCUCGCCGAGCUCCCCGCGGUCGGAGUCAAGCGACGACAAUGGCUAUCACUGGGACAUCUCUGAUUGGAUACCCAGCGUGCAGCUGUGUCAUGUCCAGGGACAUCUGUACAAUGACUCUGUACAAACACCUCCUCCUGGCUACAUCAGGCCCACCAGCGUUGACACAGAUUACCUCACCUCUGGUUUAGACAUUGAAAGCGAAUUAACCUCUGCCUUGCGAUACCCCGCAGAUGUCCAUCUGCCCCCCGUCCCAAGACUUCCUGAAAGUUACAGCCUGGCGUUGCCCCGUAGAGACGCUCAACCAUCUGCAGACAGUCAGUCUUCUAAUUGCUCUGUGAAAGCACACUGUCUCAUCCAGAGGGCAAGACUUACCACUCCUUUGACUCAAAUAGUGCCUCAGGGCUCAGUAUUGGGACCGUCUGAUUUUAAAGACAGCCACUCCAAUUGGCGGGGACAUGAUGAUGAUGAUGACACAGUCUCUAUUAUUUGUGCACCCAUGCAGUCAUGCUCUGAUGCUCUGAUGUCGGUCUAUGGUGAGGACUGUGAUUCCACGUUGAGUGACAGCGAGAGCUCGGAUGGAUGGUCUUUCCAGUCACACAAGACCACUCACACAAAGUAAAACUGAAGUGUGAUUACUGUUGUUUUUUCAUCAUUAUUUAUCCAUGGCGAACUCCUCUUGGAACCCCAUAGUCACUCACAGUUUGUUGUCUUUAACAUUAUUGGCGUGUAGCAUUAAGAACUUCACUGAACAACCAGAGACAGUUUUUGCAAUGACAGAUCAAUGAAGUUGGUUUUUUGUGCUCUUGUUUGACCUUUUCAAAUUUGCUGUCACUGUAACCCCUUCCCAUAUUGAGCACUCUGAUGGUAAGAUAAAGCCUGUAAUUACUUAACUGGCAGGACCCCAGCAGAUCACAGUUUUAGUCACCUAAAGUUGCGAUUUGUUUCAGUUUAUCAAGAAAUCAUAAGUAGUUUGUAAACAAGGGUCAGAUGUAGUGUAUCAUUUGGUAUCAUUUAAAAUAUAAACAGGUUUUGUAUUAACGUGUUGAUCUUACUUGUGGUACCUUGUGCUCAAUGAACUGUUGCGAUCAUUGUAUAUGUCUUGAUUUUGUAAUGACAUUCAAAAUACAGUUAUGACAGUUGUACAUACAAUGUAGACAAUUCUAUACAGUAUAUGGUUGUGAUUCUCGAAACUCCAACUCAUUUUAUACAGGAAUCACCAAUGUGGAAUACAGUCGUAUGUAAAGUUGCAGAGUUGAAUUAAUUCUUUUUAUAAUAAAUUAUUUA
Messenger RNA from Sardina pilchardus (European sardine), 14612 nucleotides. Its product is annotated as protocadherin Fat 1-like. The coding region runs from base 1 to 13947 and encodes 4648 amino acids. Lineage: Eukaryota; Metazoa; Chordata; Actinopteri; Clupeiformes; Clupeidae. Gene Ontology annotation, molecular function: calcium ion binding; cadherin binding. Gene Ontology annotation, cellular component: catenin complex; adherens junction; plasma membrane. The transcript is spliced from 27 exons. Gene Ontology annotation, biological process: cell morphogenesis; homophilic cell-cell adhesion; cell-cell adhesion mediated by cadherin. The record is from RefSeq and is a predicted model, not a curated record.